UCUGAAUCCCAUAAUUUUAUUUCGGUAAUCGCCAAUCAAAUAUAGUGUUUAUCAACGAAGUUAUAAUUGUUCAACACUGACUAACAAUGGAACGUCGAAUAAAAUUGAAAACUCUGAACAAACACAUUACUUGCGAGAUCUGCAGUGGUUAUUUUAUCGAUGCAACAACUGUCACGGAGUGUCUUCAUACGUUUUGCAAAAGUUGCCUUGUGAAACAUUUGGAGGAAAACAACACAUGUCCUACUUGUAAUAAUGUUAUCCAUCAAUCACAUCCCUUACAAUACAUCAGCUUUGACCGUACGAUGCAGGAUAUAGUGUAUAAAUUGGUACCAAACUUAAUGGAAGAUGAAAUGCAAAGAGAGCGUGAAUUUUACAAGUCUCGCAACUUGGCCUGUCCCAAGGAUAUGCCACAGUUACAGCAGGAUAACGAUGAUAAGGCAAAUGAAUUGGCACACCAGGAAGCUGAUUAUCACCGACUUGACGAGCAGGUCAACUUAUGUCUGGAGUGCAUAAGCAAUAAUUUGCGACAUCUGAAGCGGCGAAUCAUUCGCUGCAGUUCUCAAGCAACUAUUACUCACCUCAAAAAAUUUAUUGCGAAAAAAGUACUAAACGGCAUUGAACGUUAUAAAGAUAUCGAUGUUUUGUGCAACGAUGAAUUAUUAGGUAAGGAUCACACUUUAAAAUUCGUAUACGUUACGAGAUGGCGCUUCAAGGAUCCUCCACUGCGAUUACAAUAUCGUCCUAGAGUAGAUAUUUAAGAUGCGAUUUUAGAAAAUCGGACACUGUUUAUAAACUAUAUUUACAA
This is a messenger RNA of Sabethes cyaneus, 805 nucleotides long. It is a transcript of the gene l(3)73Ah, whose product is annotated as polycomb group RING finger protein 3. Lineage: Eukaryota; Metazoa; Arthropoda; Insecta; Diptera; Culicidae. Bases 87 to 758 code for a protein of 223 amino acids. The transcript has 4 exons. The record is from RefSeq and is a predicted model, not a curated record. Gene Ontology annotation, biological process: regulation of transcription by RNA polymerase II. Gene Ontology annotation, cellular component: PRC1 complex.